ACCUCGUGUUUCCUGCUCCUCCCCUCAGAUGUCUUACUGCCAGCACAUUGGCGUGGAGUUCAUGUUCAUCAAUGACCUGGAGCAGUGCCAAUGGAUCAGGCAGAAGUUUGAGACCCCGAGCGCCAUGCAGUUCACCCACGAAGAGAAGCGCACCCUUCUGGCUCGGCUUGUCCGCUCCACCAGGUUUGAGGAGUUUCUGCAGAGGAAGUGGUCGUCCGAGAAGCGCUUUGGGCUGGAAGGCUGCGAGGUUCUGAUCCCCGCGCUGAAGACCAUCAUCGACAAGUCCAGCGAGAGCGGCGUGGACAACGUCAUCAUGGGUAUGCCUCACAGGGGCCGCCUGAACGUGCUGGCCAACGUCAUCAGGAAGGAACUGGAGCAGAUAUUUUGUCAGUUUGACUCGAAGUUGGAAGCCGCGGAUGAGGGCACCGGGGACGUGAAAUAUCAUCUGGGAAUGUACCAUCGGCGAAUCAAUCGGGUGUCGAACAGGAACAUCACUCUCUCUCUGGUGGCGAACCCCUCCCACCUGGAGGCUGUCGACCCCGUGGUACAAGGCAAGACCAAAGCUGAGCAGUUUUACCUCAGUGACACCGAAGGCAAGAAGGUCAUGUCUAUUCUCCUGCACGGCGACGCUGCGUUUGCGGGACAGGGAAUAGUCUACGAAACCUUCCACCUGAGUGACCUGCCCUCGUACACCACCCACGGGACGAUCCACGUGGUGGUCAACAACCAGAUCGGCUUCACCACAGACCCACGGGUGGCCCGCUCCUCUCCGUACCCGACGGACGUGGCCCGGGUGGUCAACGCCCCCAUCUUCCAUGUGAACGGCGACGACCCUGAGGCGGUGAUGUAUGUGUGCAAUGUGGCCGCGGAGUGGCGGAGCACCUUCCACAAGGACGUGGUGGUGGAUCUGGUCUGUUAUCGCCGUAACGGCCACAACGAGAUGGACGAGCCGAUGUUCACGCAGCCCCUGAUGUACAAGCAGAUCAAGAAGCAGAAGGCGGUGCUGAAGAAGUACGCCGAGAAGCUCAUCUCCGAGGGAGUGGUCACGCAGCAGGAGUUUGAGGCGGAAAUGGCCAAGUAUGACAAGAUCUGCGAGGAGGCCUACACCCGCUCCAAGGACGAGAAAAUCAUGCACAUCAAGCACUGGCUGGACUCGCCAUGGCCUGGUUUCUUCACCCUCGACGGGCAGCCAAAGAGCAUGAAGUGCCCCUCCACGGGCCUGAGCGAGGAGACACUGGCGCACAUCGGGAACGUGGCCAGCUCCGUGCCAGUCGAAGACUUCACCAUCCACGGAGGUUUAACCCGCAUCUUAAAAGGCCGUGGUGAGAUGGUGAAAAACCGCACUGUGGACUGGGCCUUAGCUGAGUACAUGGCCAUUGGCUCCUUGCUGAAGGAGGGUAUUCAUACCCGGCUCAGUGGGCAAGACGUGGAGAGAGGAACGUUCAGCCAUCGCCAUCACGUGUUGCAUGACCAAAACGUGGACAAGAAGACUUGUAUUCCCAUGAACCAUCUGUGGCCGAACCAGGCUCCGUACACCGUGUGUAACAGCUCUCUGUCCGAAUACGGCGUGCUGGGUUUUGAGCUGGGCUUUGCGAUGGCCAGCCCGAAUGCGUUGGUCAUGUGGGAGGCUCAGUUCGGAGACUUCCACAACACCGCCCAGUGCAUCAUCGACCAGUUCAUCAGCCCCGGCCAGGCCAAGUGGGUCCGGCAGAAUGGCAUUGUCCUGCUGCUCCCUCACGGCAUGGAAGGAAUGGUAAGCUUUUCAGGGAGGGUGGCCGUCGACCAGCACUCUCCCCCCGCCCCGGCUGUAGCUGAAAGAACAUCACCGCCCCUGACAAACUGACCGCCUGCUCUGUGU
Messenger RNA from Chiloscyllium plagiosum (whitespotted bambooshark), 1858 nucleotides. The record is from RefSeq and is a predicted model, not a curated record. NCBI's taxonomy places the organism in Eukaryota, Metazoa, Chordata, Chondrichthyes, Orectolobiformes, Hemiscylliidae.